ACACCGCCUUCCAGAAAUGAUGGCUGUUGCUAGACCCAGCUGGGACUCUGCCAGGCUCCAGCGCUCAGUCUAAGAGAAGGACCAUCUUCCAGCCCUGCUCUCCCUGUCUGUCAUGGCCAUGCUCCGCUGCUGCCUGCUUAUCUGGGGACACAGGGCACCCAGCCCCAGCCCUGAGAUCUUAAGCCAGGCCUUCUGGCUCCAUUCCACAGGGGUACUCCAGGCCCCAGGCCCCUUUCAGAGCAAGAGCAACUGAUGCCAUGGGAGAAGCCCCUGCCCACCUGUCCACUCGCCUGGCACUGCCUGUUCUGAGACCCAGACACUGAGUCCACCUGGAAGUGCCAACCCUGUGAGUCUUUCCCCUGUCUCUCUGACGCUGAGAAGGUCCUGCCCACCCCCACCAUGUGUGAGGUGAUGCCCACAAUCAACGAGGGGGACCCUCUGGGACCCCCCCAUGGUGCCGAUGCUGACGCUAACUUUGAGCAGCUGAUGGUGAACAUGCUGGAUGAGCGGGAGAAGUUGCUGGAGUCCCUUCGGGAGAGUCAGGAGACCUUGCUGGCCACGCAGAGCCGGCUCCAGGAUGCCCUGCAUGAACGGGAUCAGCUUCAGCGCCACCUUAAUUCUGCCCUCCCCCAGGAAUUUGCCACCUUAACCCGGGAGCUGAGUAUGUGUCGGGAGCAGCUUCUAGAGCGGGAGGAAGAGAUAUCAGAGCUGAAAGCAGAACGGAAUAACACAAGGCUGCUUCUGGAACAUCUAGAGUGCCUGGUGUCCCGCCAUGAGCGAUCACUGCGGAUGACUGUGGUAAAGCGCCAGGCCCAGUCACCUUCGGGGGUCUCCAGUGAGGUGGAGGUGCUAAAAGCACUGAAGUCUCUGUUUGAGCACCACAAGGCCCUGGAUGAGAAGGUGCGAGAGCGGCUCCGGGCAGCACUGGAGAGAGUGACCACUUUGGAGGAGCAACUGGCAGGUGCCCACCAGCAGGUGUCUGCCCUGCAGCAGGGAGCAGGGGUGCGGGACGGAGUAGUAGAAGAGGAGGGGACUGUGGAGCUGGGACCGAAACGCCUGUGGAAGGAUGACAUGGGCCAGGUAGAGGAGCUGCAGGAGCUCCUGGAGAAGCAGAACUUUGAGUUGAGCCAGGCCCGGGAGCGGCUGGUCACUCUAACAGCAACUGUGGCUGAACUUGAGGAGGACCUGGGCACAGCCCGCCGGGACCUCAUCAAGUCAGAGGAGCUGAGCAGCAAGCAUCAGCGGGACCUCCGGGAGGCUCUGGCCCAGAAGGAGGACAUGGAGGAGCGAAUCACCACACUAGAGAAGCGCUACCUGGCUGCUCAGCGGGAGGCCACAUCCAUCCAUGACCUCAAUGACAAACUGGAGAAUGAACUGGCCAACAAGGAAUCCCUGCACCGCCAGUGUGAGGAGAAGGCCCGACACCUGCAGGAGCUGCUGGAGGUGGCAGAGCAGAAGCUGCAGCAGACGAUGCGCAAGGCAGAGACGCUGCCAGAGGUGGAGGCUGAGCUGGCCCAGAGGAUAGCAGCCCUCACCAAGGCUGAAGAACGGCAUGGCAACAUUGAGGAGCACCUGCGCCAGCUGGAGGGGCAGCUAGAGGAGAAGAACCAGGAGCUGGCAAGGGUGCGCCAGCGGGAGAAGAUGAACGAGGACCACAACAAGCGGCUGUCGGACACUGUGGACCGGCUGCUUAGCGAGUCCAACGAGCGCCUACAGCUCCACCUCAAGGAGCGCAUGGCGGCCCUGGAGGAGAAGAACACGCUGAUCCAGGAGUUGGAGAGCUCGCAGCGGCAGAUUGAGGAACAGCACCACCACAAGGGCCGCCUGUCUGAAGAGAUUGAGAAGCUGCGCCAAGAGGUGGACCAGCUGAAGGGUCGAGGGGGGCCGUUUGUGGAUGGCAUCCACUCCAGGUCACACAUGGGCAGCACAGUGGAUGUGCGGUUCUCCCUGAGCACAACCACCCAUGCACCCCCAGGCCUGCAUCGCCGCUACUCAGCACUGAGGGAAGAGUCUGCCAAGGAUUGGGAGCCAUCUUCACUGCCUGGGCCGCUGGCCCCCACAGCCGCUCCUGCCUUUGACAGUGAUCCUGAGAUCUCCGAUGUGGAUGAGGAUGAGCCAGGGGGUCUGGUGGGCUCCGUGGAUGUUGUAUCCCCCAGUGGCCACUCAGAUGCCCAGACCCUGGCCAUGAUGCUGCAGGAGCAGCUGGAUGCCAUCAACGAGGAGAUCAGGAUGAUUCAGGAAGAGAAGGAGUCCACAGAGCUCCGUGCCGAGGAGAUUGAAACACGUGUGACCAGCAGCAGCAUGGAGGCCCUAAACCUGACACAGCUGCGCAAACGUAGUUCCAUCCCCACCUCUCUGACUGCCCUGUCCCUGGCCAGUGCGUCUUCCCCACUCAGCGGCCGCUCCACACCUAAGCUCACCUCUCGCAGUGCUGCCCAGGACCUGGACCGAAUGGGGGUCAUGACGCUGCCCAGUGACUUAAGAAAGCAUAGGAGGAAGCUGCUGUCGCCAGUGUCUCGGGAAGAGAACCGAGAGGAUAAAGCCACCAUAAAAUGUGAGACUUCUCCUCCUUCCUCACCCAGGACGCUGCGGCUAGAGAAGCUUGGCCACCCAGCCCUGAGCCAGGAAGAAAGCAAGAGUGCCUUGGAGGAUCAGGGCAGCAACCCCAGCAGCAGCAACAGCAGCCAGGACUCCUUGCACAAGGGCGCCAGGCGCAAGGGCAUCAAGUCAUCCAUUGGCCGUCUGUUUGGGAAGAAGGAGAAGGGCAAGCUGAUCCAGCUGAGUCGGGAUGGAGCCACAGGCCAUGUUCUGCUAACAGACUCCGAGCUCAGUCUGCAGGAGCCCAUGGUGCCUACCAAACUAGGGACCCAGGCCGAGAAGGACCGGCGGCUGAAGAAGAAACACCAGCUGCUUGAAGAUGCCCGCAGAAAAGGGAUGCCCUUUGCCCAGUGGGAUGGCCCUACUGUGGUCUCCUGGCUGGAGCUCUGGGUGGGGAUGCCUGCCUGGUAUGUGGCAGCCUGCCGGGCCAACGUCAAGAGUGGGGCCAUCAUGUCUGCCCUGUCAGACACGGAGAUCCAGCGGGAGAUCGGCAUCAGCAACGCCCUGCACCGGCUUAAGCUCCGGCUGGCCAUCCAGGAGAUGAUGGUGUCGCUGACCAGCCCCUCUGCCCCACCCACCUCCAGGACUUCUUCUGGGAAUGUCUGGGUCACUCAUGAAGAGAUGGAAACUCUGGCAACGUCCACUAAAACAGACAGUGAGGAGGGCAGCUGGGCGCAGACCCUGGCCUAUGGGGACAUGAACCACGAGUGGAUUGGGAAUGAAUGGCUGCCCAGCCUGGGGCUCCCUCAGUACCGCAGCUACUUCAUGGAGUGCCUGGUGGACGCACGCAUGCUGGACCACCUGACCAAGAAGGACCUGCGGGUCCACCUGAAGAUGGUGGACAGCUUCCAUCGAACCAGUCUUCAGUAUGGCAUCAUGUGUCUGAAGAGGCUGAAUUAUGACCGGAAGGAGCUGGAGAAGAGGCGGGAGGAGAGCCAGCACGAGAUCAAGGAUGUGCUGGUCUGGACCAACGACCAGGUGGUUCAUUGGGUCCAGACUAUUGGGCUUCGGGACUACGCAGGAAACCUACACGAGAGUGGUGUGCAUGGUGCACUGCUGGCCCUGGACGAGAACUUUGACCACAACACACUGGCCCUGAUCCUCCAGAUCCCCACACAGAACACUCAGGCACGCCAGGUGAUGGAGAGAGAGUUCAAUAACCUGUUGGCCUUGGGCACAGACCGUAAGCUGGAUGAUGGGGAUGACAAGGUGUUCCGACGGGCGCCCUCUUGGAGGAAACGCUUCCGGCCACGGGACCACCACGGUGGCAUGCUCGGCACCUCGGCUGAGACCCUCCCGGCAGGCUUCCGUGUGUCCACCCUGGGGCCCAUGCAGCCCCCAGCGGCCCCGCCUAAGAAGAUCAUGCCUGAAGCUCACUCCCAUUAUCUCUACGGACACAUGCUCUCCGCCUUCCGGGACUAGCCACCGCCCCCAGCGCCGGCUUCCUCCUGGGUUUCACAGGCUCACCGGCCCUGACCCCUCCUGCUCGUCCCCCUUCCUCCCAUGGCUCCUAGUCUCCUCUGUGGCUUUCCAGUUGCCCUGGAUCUCAUAAUAUACUUGUCCACCUCCUCAGCAUUCCACUA
This is a messenger RNA of Galeopterus variegatus (Sunda flying lemur), 4181 nucleotides long. It is a transcript of the gene PPFIA4, whose product is annotated as protein tyrosine phosphatase, receptor type, f polypeptide (PTPRF), interacting protein (liprin), alpha 4. The transcript has 30 exons. The record is from RefSeq and is a predicted model, not a curated record. Gene Ontology annotation, molecular function: protein binding. Gene Ontology annotation, cellular component: presynaptic active zone. The coding region runs from base 400 to 4020 and encodes 1206 amino acids. NCBI's taxonomy places the organism in Eukaryota, Metazoa, Chordata, Mammalia, Dermoptera, Cynocephalidae. Gene Ontology annotation, biological process: synapse organization.